Ilex paraguariensis (yerba mate) is the source of this 2871-nucleotide messenger RNA. Lineage: Eukaryota; Viridiplantae; Streptophyta; Magnoliopsida; Aquifoliales; Aquifoliaceae. The record is from the annotation of a GenBank genome assembly.
GGUGUUCAAAACUGGAGAGAGAUUGCGGGUUUGUGCGUUCUCUUAGAUGAAGGGGAUGCCCUUACCCUUUGAUUUUGAGGGGAAGGGGGUGUUAGAGCUUGUUGCAAAUAGUGCUUCAUUAUCAACUUCAAAUCCAUUGACACAGAAGUGGAAGAACAAAAGUAAAGUAGGUUGCUUUGUGGGUAGCUCUGAGCCUACCUCUGUCCUGGAUACUUUCAGAAGUCCAAGCCCUCCUACUUCUUCUUCAACCCUGUCUUCUUCCUUGGGUGGCGGAAGCGGCGGAGCUGUUGGUGGUUUUGGUUCUACCGACACAGCCGGCGUGGCGGCGGUUUCGGGAAACCCAUCUCCGAAAUGGCCGCAAACCCAGCAAGAAACACCCAGCAGCUCGAAUGUGGGUGUUGAAUCUGGCGGUGGUGGGAGUCUGGAGCUCCACCCUGGUCAGCCAUCUCUCGAGAUCGGCGUCGGUGGAGGCAGCGACGGAGCAGAGAAAUGUGGGCUGGAAAUGGAAGAUUGGGAGGGUGUGCUAUCAGAUUCUGUUGCGGCAUCACCAAGCCAAGAACAAUCUAUACUCCGGUGGAUCAUGGGGGAUGUGGAUGACCCAUCUAUGGGCUUGAACAAGGUUUUGCAAAUAAGCGGUCCAGGUGACUUCGAGUUCAUCAAUGGUGGUUUUGGUGUUCCAGAUCAAGGUUAUGGGGGAGACUCAUCUUGUAAUUUGGUGGGUUCUAUCAACCCCUCUUUACCCACUUCAGGUUUUCCCAACAAAUUCAACAACGAAAAGAUUGGUUUGGUCUCAAACUCAUCAUCCUCUCUUCCAAUUCACAAGCUUCCUAACCCUCAAAACCCCCUGUUAUCCCCGUUGCACCAUCCUGCACCACCCAUUUCAUUAUCUCCAGGUGGGUUUGGUCUUUCUCCACAACAUCAACCAUCAUUUGAAUGCCUAGAUGUGAAGCCCCAGAUUUUCAAUCAGCAAUUGCUAAUUAACCAGCACCAAUCUCAGCAUACUCAAAACCCAGCUUUUUUCUUGCCAUUGCCAUACACCCAGCAAGAUCAACAUCUUCUUAUGCCACCAAAUCCCAAGAGGCACAACUCCGGAGGUCUUGAACCGAACUCUCCGAUCCCAAAAGGCCCAUUUUUCGAUUCGGCUCAAGACCCAUUUUUAGGGAGACAACAGCAGCAACAGCCACUUCAGGGUCUUCCUCACCAUCUUCAAUUGCUUCCUCAUUUUCUGCAACCAAGGCCAACAAUGGCAACGAAGCCAAAAAUGGUGGGUGAUGAAAUGGGUCAUUCCAAUCAACAACAACAGGUUCAACAGGCGAUAAUUGACCAGCUAUACAAGACGGCGGAGUUGGUCCAGACGGGAAAUUCAAUACACGCGCAAGGGAUAUUGGCGCGGCUCAAUCACCAGCUCUCUCCAAUUGGUAAGCCUUUUCACAGGGCUGCUUUCUACUGUAAGGAGGCUCUGCAAUUACUCCUCCAUACAAGCAAUAACAUGACCCCCUCUGCGGCCACUUCGCCUCAUUGUUCUCCAUUUAAUCUCAUUUUCAAGAUUGGUGCUUAUAAAUCUUUCUCUGAGAUCUCACCCCUCCUUCAGUUUGCUAACUUUACUUGCAAUCAAACAAUGCUUGAGGUUUUAGAAGGCUUUGAUCGAAUUCAUAUUCUAGAUUUCGAUAUUGGGUAUGGUGGGCAAUGGGCUUCUCUCAUGCAGGAGCUUGCACUGAGAAGUGGCGGUGCUCCUUCGCUCAAAAUCACUGCGUUCGCAUCUCCAUCGACCCAUGAUGAGCUUGAGCUUGGUCUCACUCGGGAAAAUUUGAUUCAUUUUUCUAAUGAAAUCAACAUGGCAUUUGAGUUUGAUUUUGCAAGCAUUGAUUCUUUGAACUCUGCUUCAUGGUCACUGUCUCUUCAUGGGUCGGAGAAUGAAGCAAUUGCUGUUAAUCUCCCAGUUGGUUCCUUGUCCAACUACCAAUUGCCACUCCCUUUUGUUCUUCGCUUGGUUAAGCAACUCGCCCCCAAAAUUGUUGUCUCUGUGGACAGAGGCUGUGACCGAACCGACCUCCCAUUUCCUAACCAUGUAAUUCAUGCCCUCCAGUCUUAUACAAACCUACUUGAAUCCCUUGAUGCUGUAAAUGUGAACUUAGAUGCCCUGCAGAAGAUUGAAAGGUUCUUGCUCCAACCGGGCAUUGAAAAAAUUGUAAUGGGUCGCUAUCGUUCCCCUGAGAAGACUCAACAUUGGAGGACUCUUUUUUUGUCAUCUGGGUUCUCCCCAUUAACUUUCAGCAAUUUCACAGAAUCCCAAGCUGAGUGUGUGGUGAAGAGAACACCUGUUCGGGGGUUCCAUAUUGAGAAGAGACAGUCUUCUCUUGUUCUUUGCUGGCAACGAAAGGAGCUCAUCUCAGCUUCUGCUUGGAGGUGCUGAGCGGCAGCAUUUUGAAACUGGAUUUGUCGAUUGAUCCUCUUCAUGAAGGUGCCUCGUAAGCCAUCGCUCAUUGCUUUAGUCUCUGAUCUUUUUGAAUUUUCUAGCCUGUGAUUUCUUUGCCUAAUUGUCUUUGUGGGUUAGACAGAUUGUUUCCAAGUAAGAAAAAACCCAAACAAUUUAGUUACUGGAUGUUCUGGUAUAGUUCUCUUCUUUCAGUGUCUUAUGUUGGAUAUGGAAUUACUGUUUUGGUGCUUUCAUGCUGUUGUUGCUAGAAGCAUCAGUUAGCGGUGUUUAUGUUGGGGGCUGUUUGUUGUACACUUGACAACAAAGGAAAACCAGAAAUGGAAAAAAACAAAUUGACCCUUAAGUUGAUGUCUUUGUCUUUUGCAUCUGUUAUAGUUUCUCAAUUGCUUGCUGUUAUGAACUUUGAGCUCUGAUCCCAUGAUUGGAAAGUUUUG